Molecule: messenger RNA, 1345 nt
Organism: Condylura cristata (star-nosed mole)
Lineage: Eukaryota; Metazoa; Chordata; Mammalia; Eulipotyphla; Talpidae
Gene: RHOG
Product: ras homolog family member G
Exons: 2
Coding region: 179-754 (191 amino acids)
Biological process (GO): cortical cytoskeleton organization; small GTPase-mediated signal transduction; regulation of cell shape
Cellular component (GO): cell cortex; cytoskeleton; plasma membrane
Molecular function (GO): protein kinase binding; GTP binding; GTPase activity
Source: RefSeq, a predicted model, not a curated record
CUUCUACAGCCCCUACCAGAUUAUGCAGAACUCUGAAUAUGAGACUAAAGGACCCGGCUUGAUCUGAAAUAAAUUGGGGAUAAAAAUACAGCACAAAUCAUUGUAAGUUGGUCACUGCAUCCAGAGAGGCCCAGUAAGGGGAGGAGGCAUUGCCUCCACUGCAGCAGCUGUACCCACCAUGCAGAGCAUCAAGUGUGUGGUGGUGGGUGAUGGAGCUGUGGGCAAGACGUGCCUGCUGAUCUGCUACACGACUAAUGCCUUCCCCAAGGAAUACAUUCCCACAGUGUUCGACAAUUACAGUGCGCAGAGUGCAGUUGAUGGGCGCACAGUGAACCUGAACCUGUGGGACACAGCGGGCCAGGAGGAGUACGACCGCCUCCGCACACUCUCCUACCCUCAGACCAACGUCUUUGUCAUCUGUUUCUCCAUUGCCAGUCCACCCUCGUAUGAGAAUGUGCGGCACAAGUGGCACCCAGAAGUGUGCCACCACUGCCCUGACGUGCCCAUCCUCCUGGUGGGUACCAAGAAGGACCUGAGAGCCCAGCCUGACACCCUACGACGUCUCAAGGAGCAGGGCCAGGCACCCAUCACACCGCAGCAGGGCCAGGCACUGGCCAAGCAGAUCCAUGCUGUGCGCUACCUCGAGUGCUCAGCCCUGCAGCAGGACGGCGUCAAGGAAGUGUUUGCCGAAGCUGUCCGGGCGGUGCUCAACCCUACUCCCAUCAAGCGUGGGCGGUCCUGUGUCCUCUUGUGACCCUGGCACUCAGCUUGGAGGCUGCCCCUGCCCCCCCCACCAGUUGUGCCUUGGCGCCUUGUAUGCCCCCAGCUGUGCCUUAAGGACUAAUUUUGGCACCCCUUGCCAGGGGGCUCUCUGAAUGCCUUUUUCUCCAUCAUGGAGGCCCACAGAAAAAGGGGUUUCAGGCCCUGCCGCACUCUGCUUGAGAACGCCUGGUAUUCUUGGGAGCUUACCCAAGCCAAGCUUGGAUCCCUCCCCAAGAAGCCAACCCAGUGCUUCCUCUCCAUUUUCCCUUACUGACCGUUUGACCCAGCUCUCCACACAGGUGUUGCUGACUAUUAUGGUGCCUUCUGCCAGGUUAGGAGCUCUCUGCCAUCCCUAACUUUUCCUUCUGUCCCUUGCUGCUCUUUGAAUUGCCCCCAACCCAUCCCAAGAUGCUGUCUCCCUUCCCAGAGAAGCAACAGAUCCCUGAGAAGAUGAAUGUGUCCUAACCUGCCCCCAUGUCUAGGCCUCAUGCAUCUGCUGAUUGAUUCAUCCCCUCCCCACCCCCAGGCUCCUGGGGGCCUUUCCUACCCCCAUCAGCAUCAAUAAAACCUCCUGUCUCCACUG